Messenger RNA from Plasmodium inui San Antonio 1, 5244 nucleotides. RefSeq lists its product as hypothetical. NCBI's taxonomy places the organism in Eukaryota, Apicomplexa, Aconoidasida, Haemosporida, Plasmodiidae. The coding region runs from base 1 to 5244 and encodes 1747 amino acids. The record is from RefSeq and is a predicted model, not a curated record. The transcript has a single exon.
AUGCAAAACAUAAUCGACACGUACGAAAUAAUUGGCAAAAUCGAUGACCAGAGAUCCAUUUCCUCGAACAGUCUGCUCAGCCAUGAGGAAUCCCAUGAGGGGUCCCUGGCUGCAGGGGGAAACGACUCCAAUUUGGACAGCACGGAGAGGAAGGGACUAAGAAACAACGCGGAUGGGGAAGAGGCUGAACAAGGGAGCAAAGAAAAUCGGUGUAAAGGGUACAAGGGAGGAUGCCCAAAAGGGGACACGAGUAAGUCCAAAAGUUCCACCAUGGAAAAUAUGAAAGGCGAGUUUGAGGGGGAGACAAGUACUGGUAACUUAAAUGGUGGGAGCCAAAGCAACUUGAUGCGCAUCGACAGCGGUGUUGAGAAGGCCGCGCCCGGUGAGGAGGCGGCAAUCCAUGGGGAACCGGCAACCACUAAGGUUUCCCCCUCGGAAAGCAAAACAAAUGACAAAAUUGAGGAUACUCUAAAUGGGGGUACCACCCAUGGGGGAGACUCGCCUACUGCGGACAACCCGAAUAGGAACUCCAACCAGGAAAGAACCUCCCAAAUUGACAACUGCAAAAAUAGCUGCAAAAAGCAUUACAAAGUGCUGAUACACGCGCCUGCCUGUUGGAAGGGAGAAAAGUUUAACUCCACCCCAUUCAUUUUUGUGUACGACAAGUCAAGUAACUUUUUUACAUAUAGUGAGUCUCCACUAGAAAUUGAGAAAUACAUAAUUGAUACGAGUGCAGAGAACUUCCAAAGCAGAGUACUGACAAUUAUUUUUUACGACUCCGUUUUUGCCUGCACCACUUCAUCCCUUCUUCUGAAUAACAACAAAGGAGAGAUUCAUCACUUGCCCAAGCCACUCAGUGUGUUUUACCUCCCCCUAAGCAAGUUGGACUUAUGUAACGAUUCUGUGAAAUAUAGAUUGGCUCUAAGGACAAACAGUAUCCUUUGCGACGUAAACAUAAAAGAAGCCAUUAGCUUGUUCAAUAACAAUUCUAAGAUAGCAGGACCAAAUGUGAAUAAGUUCAGCCUACAUUUAAUUUUGAAAAAUAGAAACUACCAUGACAAUGAGAUGUAUAGCUACCUGAAUUACCAGACGAAGUUUUACGGGUUGCCCCGUUCUAACCUCUCAUCAUGUGUGCCAAAAUACACAGGGGUGAGCACAGACAGGGCCAAAAUGGACAGACCCUCCAGAAACGUGCCCAAUAGGUACGUAACCAAGUCAUCCAAGAGCCAAGUGCAUAUAUUUACAAAACACCAAACAGAUCCGAACCAUUUUAUUUCCCUCGAGAGGUUAAAAAAUAAAUGGGAAAAUUACAACCAGGUGAAUAAUGAGAAGAGGACUCAAAACCACUCGGCAUACAAUCCGUUGAAGAAAAAGGACACAAAACUUACUUCUUACGGCAUACCAAAUGAUAAUGAAUCCUUUGUCAGCAGGGGGAAAUCGGAGGUGGAUCGUCAGGAGGCUUCCAUGGGUGGGGAGCAGCCACCUAUAAAUGAUACUCGAAAGUAUGGCGAAGCGAACAAUGAAAAGGGAACCCCAGUUAAGAGGAAUCUCAACAAGAAGGACACUUACAAUAUGAGCGAAGAAAUCAACUCGUACAAUUACGGGAAAACCAAAUCGAUAUACGACCUGAUGCAUGUCAGUAAGGACAAACUGUCAGUCGAUUUCGACGCGAAGGAUGACGUGUUCCCAGAAGACAGCGCGUCGAUGAUAAACAUUUUUGAAAAGGAAUCCGCUUUAUCCGAACGAGGGAAGCAGGGCGUGGAGGGGGGAAGCACUCUGACCAGCAACAUCAGGGCCGCCAAAGAUAUGUACUCUCGCGUGAAGAGCGCAAUGAGGAAGCGAGGAGAUGCUAGAGGCCAGAGUGGAGAUCAGUAUGGAGAUCGCUUGGCCGCAAAACCGGAGGAGCGCAACCGGGACGACGACCUGGAAUGCAUCACAAAGAGCCAAGUUGACCGAUUCGGAGAGGAUAAAUCGGCGUGCUACUCCCAGCUGGAGAAUUUGAGGUGUUUCAACGCGAACAACUCCGUGUGCUCAUCCUACGGGAGAAACGACGAAAACGUCAUCCUGGCCAUGAAGGAAAUUAAGCAGUGGAUGGAGAAAAUAGAAGACAAGAUGAGUACCAUCUCGUGCGACAAAAGCGACCUGAAUGCAGUAUCGGGACACAGCCAAUCGACAGACAAAAGGUACAACCGAAUUAUAGCCUUCCUAAUUAAAAGCAUAAAAAAUAAUAUAAGGCUGAAGAACAAGUGCAUAUACAGAAGCUGCUAUCUGAACAUACGAAAUCUGUACUUGUUAAAAAAAAAUGAAAAAGUCAAGUUUGAAAAUAAACUCAUGAUGAGGAAUUACGGGCAGCUAAAGUCCAAGUAUAAAAACGUACUAGUAAAUCUGUGCAAGAAGAACCUGCUGAUAAAGUACUACUCUAUAAAGGACAAAUUUCAAUACAGCAAAAAAUACGAAAAUAUGAUGAGACACCUGCAGCAGGAGAAAAAUGACCUACUGAGCAUUAUAGAAGAGAAGAAGUACGAGCAGGAAAACAGUCACAACAUCAACUUGAUGCUUUCGGAGGAGCUAAAAAAAGCUCAGGAAGAUAAGGAGUCCAUCUUAAGCAAGAAUUUUUUCUACAAAAGUGAGACGAAUAAAGCUGCCACCAAGUGUGAGAUGCUGCAGAGGGAGGUGGACCGCCUCAAGGAGGAGCUACAAUGCGCCAAACGGGAAAGUGAAAAGGAGAAAACGGGGACGGGGCAGAUCAAGUUGGAGACGGAGCAGCUGAAAAUGGAGAAGGAGGAACUCAAAAUGGAGAAGGAGGAACUCAAAAUGCAGACGGAGCAACUCAAAAUGCAGACGGAGCAACUCAAAAUGGAGAAGGACGCCCUCAUAAAGGAGCUGGGAGAGACGAAGGCGAAGUAUUUCAAUCUGACGGGGAUACUAGAAGGAGAGGAAAAGAUGUACAGCCAAAAGGUACAAGAGUUGGAAAAAAAAAUCGAAAAUCUGACAGAGGAAAAAAAUACACUCAUUAACGAAAUAAAAGGAGAAAUUGACCACCUUACAAAAAUGCUAAGCGAUAAAGAAAUGGAAAAUACCCAAAUGAAGGAGAAGCUGAAGGAAAAGCUGAAGGAGUUAAAAAAUGUGGAGGAGAAAUGCAAAGACACACAAAUCAAUUUUGAUUCUCUCAAAAAAGAAUUUGAAAAGUCAUUCGAUGAAGUCCAAAUUAUUUUAAAAGAAAUGAUACACAAGGAGAAGGAGUACACCAAGAAGUAUAAUAACUCUAUUAAAUGUUUAGAGACAGAACAUAGGAAGACUGUGGAGAAACUACUCAACGAGAAGGAGCAAUUCGUGACAGAAGCUAAUUACUACAAAGAUGUGUGCCAUAGUCAGUGUAGUAAGAUCACUUCCUUUGAUGAAAGCCUAACCGCGGCGGAAAAAUUGCUAGACCAUGUUCUGUCUCAGUACCCACAAGUGUUUAACGAUUUUAAAGUCAGCUCGAGGAACAAUGUACUAAAUAAGUCCUUUGGGAAAAUGCACUACGAAAAUAUUCAAUCUGUGCGAGAUAAUAUUAAACUAAUUAGGAAGUCCUUGAGUCAAUUCAAGAUGAGCUUUAAAAAUAGCUCCUUUAACUUCCAGAUGGGGUCUGAUUACAGCAGGAAGUACUCCCUCCAGAAGAAGGGCAGCUUCUCCCCCAUCACGGGAAAUAAACGAAUGAAUAGCAUUUUGAGAUACUACGGGAGUUAUCACAGAUAUGGUAACCAGGCAGAGCAUCCAUACGUCGAGGACGAACCCUUCUGUGAAGAACAAUCCAGCAGGAGGAGAUCCAUCAGCAAUAACAGCGCUAGAAAUAUGUCCAUCAUUUCGAACACUAGGAAGACCAUCAACUUGAAGAACCAAGUUGAUUCGUACAAUUCCCAGAUGCAGAGGAAUGUCUCCCAAAGUAGAUGCAGAAGUGGAUCCGUUAGUGGGAAGCAAAAGGUAUCCACACUAUAUGGCGACUUGAAGAAGAGGCCCUCUAGCCGAAAGGCCAGCCAUGAUGAAGAGGCUCCAAAUGGGGGCCCAGAAGACGGCAGAUUGGAUGACCAGCUCGCGGAAAGGGACUCAUCAAGGUAUACCAAAUCGAAGAGCGAACAACUCCGUCAGGAGGCAGCAAAGGGGAGUCACCUUGCCCCGGGAGAUUCCUACGAGGCCGCGAUGGAGUGGCACGUAGAAGGGAGCAACGGGGUGAGCGGGAUGGGCGGUGUAGGCGGCAUAGACGGCACUAGUUUCCCAAACGAAAUCGACGAGCUGAAUCACAUCGACAUUGUAAACAUGUACGAAGCCAACGACUAUUUCAACGACGGGGGGGCCACCAAUGGGUCCCCGCAGGGCGCAUCGAACACUCCAUCGAGCACCCCAUCCAAUCCCCCCGGGAUAAACGCGGAGGGCGAUUUCUCGAAUACCCACCCAGACAUAGAGGAAGCAAAAAGAAAAAACAGUGAGAAGGAGAACUACGAGUUUGACAAAGACAACUUCAAGGAAAUCAUAUCCUUUAUAGAAAAAAACGUUAUGAAAAAUUCAGACACUGUAAAUACAAGUGGGAAGGAUCGAAAGAACGUGGAAGAUUCGAAGGGAGCUCCUGGGAAGGCAUCCCUGGGCGAGAACAACGGAAGCGGAGGACAAGCCAUGUGCGAAAAUCAGGAACAACCAGUUGGUCAUGCUAAGGCGGAAGAGAAGGACAGCUCACCAAGGAGGGCACAAACGGGUCAGAGAAAUAUAUAUCAAUCCUCUCCAAGCAGAAAAACAGGAACGUUUAAGUACACAGAUAAGGUGAGCAAACACGUUCCGGAUAACAACGUUGCAAGAAGUGUUAGUAAUAACUCCAAGGCGACUAGCGGCCGAGGUAUUAUAGGGAGCAAUAAGGGUGGUCACCUGACUGGACUGCCAACUGGGCAGCAAAGCAGCAGAACCAAGAACUCAAGCAACACCACAUCAGUCACCAAAGCGGUAGUGAGCAGCUGCAGGAAAAACUCCUCCCUGAUUUACAGGAAGGGAACCGAAAGUGGCACGGUCGGUAAUAACAGGGAGGAUGAGGUGAAAAGACAUAUUAGCACUAACUAUAAGUACAGGGCUACGGAUGAUUCCGAUAAACAGUUGAAAAAAAACAAGUGGGACUUUCUCAAAUAUGCGAAGGGAUCCAUUGUAAAGAAGAGUGUGACUCCGGACAGGGAAAGGAAUACAAGUACCAACGCGAAUAAAUCAGCUCUUUCGAGGACCUAA